Messenger RNA from Danio aesculapii, 568 nucleotides. It is a transcript of the gene map1lc3c, whose product is annotated as microtubule-associated protein 1 light chain 3 gamma. Gene Ontology annotation, molecular function: ubiquitin protein ligase binding. Lineage: Eukaryota; Metazoa; Chordata; Actinopteri; Cypriniformes; Danionidae. Bases 51 to 437 code for a protein of 128 amino acids. The record is from RefSeq and is a predicted model, not a curated record. The transcript has 4 exons. Gene Ontology annotation, cellular component: autophagosome membrane; cytosol; autophagosome. Gene Ontology annotation, biological process: autophagosome assembly; autophagy of mitochondrion; macroautophagy.
UUAGUGCGCUCGGAGAGCAAUUAGUGCGCAGGUCAGAGGUGCAGCUCAACAUGCCUCCGUUUGAGAAAACUCCACAUCCCAAACCCUUCAAACAGAGGAAGAGCUUAGCAACGAGGAAACAAGAGGUGGCGGGAAUACGGACUAAGUUUCCGACUAAGAUCCCGGUAAUAAUCGAGCGAUAUCAGAGAGAGAAGUUUUUGCCGCCUUUGGAUAAAACCAAGUUCCUCGUGCCUCAGGAGCUCACCAUGACCCAGUUCGUCACCAUCAUCAGGAAUCGGAUGACGCUGAUGCCCAAUCAGGCCUUUUACCUGCUCAUCAAUAACUCUGGCAUCGCCAGCAUGUCUAUGACCAUGGCACAGCUUUAUAAAGACCACAAAGAUGAAGAUGGCUUUCUCUACAUGACCUACGCCUCGCAGGAGAUGUUCGGACACAGGUGACGCGUCCAGGACAUUUACUUCACUGAACUGAUGCAUUAUUUAAGUCGUUGUGUAUAUAGUGUUAACAUUUUAGCUACUGUUUGUGUGUGUUUUAAUGGGUUUUCUAAGUAAUAAACUGUCUUUAAUGAUCA